This is a messenger RNA of Rodentolepis nana, 1599 nucleotides long. The record is from the annotation of a GenBank genome assembly. Lineage: Eukaryota; Metazoa; Platyhelminthes; Cestoda; Cyclophyllidea; Hymenolepididae.
AUGUCGUCUUCGAAGACUUCUAACACUUAUAAUCGUCAAAAUUGGGAAGAUUCGGACUUUCCAAUUCUUUGUCAGACAUGUUUGGGACCUAGUCCCUUUCUCCGUAUGAUGAAAGAGCGCUACGGAAAGGAGUGCAAAAUUUGUUCUCGUCCGUUUACGGUUUUUCGUUGGUGUCCUGGGCCCAAAGCUCGGUUUAAGAAGACUGAGAUUUGCCAAACAUGUGCAAAAGUGAAGAAUGUGUGUCAAACUUGCAUCUUCGAUUUAGAAUAUGGUCUUCCUGUGGAAGUGCGAGAUAAAGCUCUCAGAAUCAGCCAGCAACUUCCUCGAAGCGAGGUUAAUCGUGAAUACUUUCAUCAGCAAGUUGAGCAACAAUUGGAAGCAUCUGGUGAUGUCACAGCUCCCUAUGGAGGUCAUGAAUUAAUCGGUAAAGCUGUUGCCGGUAGUAAUGUUGCUACAGGUAGCUCUGGAGCAGAUCUGUUGCUCAAGUUAGCUCGAACUGCUCCUUACUACAGACGCAAUCGUGCCCACAUUUGCUCAUUCUGGGUAAAGGGCGAGUGUCGUCGUGGUGAGGAAUGUCCCUACAGACAUGAAAAGCCAACCGAUCCAGACGACCCGCUUUCAGACCAGAAUCUCCGUGAUCGCUACUACGGUAACGACGAUCCCGUUGCCGCCAAAUUGCUGUCAAAAUCUCGUGCCAUGCCAACGUUGACUCCCCCAGAAGAUCGCACUAUAACAACUCUCUACAUCGGUGGUGUUUCAGAGGAUAUUACAGAGCAAGAUUUGAGCGAUCACUUCUAUCAAUUUGGUGAACUGCGCUCUGUUAGUGUACACUAUAAACAGCACUGUGCUUUCCUACAAUUCACUACGCGAGAAGCAGCGGAAAAGGCAGCAGAUAGGAGUUACGAUCGUCUCAUUUUGAAGGGGCACCGAUUAACUGUCAAUUGGGGCAAAUCGCCGGCUGCUUUGGCAGCAGCGAAUGCGGGAAUAAGUAUUAAAGGAGCGGCAGGAAAUGAGCUCCUUCCACCUGUACCCGGUCUCCCUCUGCCUCCUGCACCACCACCGUCUUCUAUUAUGUCUAUGGCUGGUCCAUCAACAUCAUUCUUCCCGACGAUGCCCCCUCCAGCUGCUAUGGCUGGACCAAGUGGACCGUUCUUUGCGCCUCCUCCACCCCCACCCCUGCCGGCACCUCUUGUUCAACUUGCUGCACCUGUUGUUGAUCCAAGUGGUUUCAUGGUAGGCCCUCCCCCGCCACCUCUUCUCUCAACACCAAUAGUCCCACCGCCACCCCCGUUGCUACAUCAACAACCAUCUAAGCAAGAAGCUGGAGGAAUUGAAAAGACUGAUGAUGAGAAAAAUUCGGAGAAGAAGGACUCGUCAUCGUCAGUCAGACCAGUUCUGUUGGAACAACCACCAUCAACUUCAUCGGAUGCAGGUGCUUCAAAACCGAGCACCAGCAGCGCCAGCAGUACUACUCAGGAACAGGAACUACUGCCGCAGUCUACUGGAAUUGCACAGGACUUGCCCACUCUAGGUAUUCACUAUCCUAGUCAGAAUCCGCAACGCAUGGGGAGCGUACCACAAUCGCAAAUGCAUAUGUGA